UCCCACCUUGGAAGUUAGAAUUAUCUAUGAUUCAAUCACAAUAUCACAACAAUUAAGCUUAGAGAGAAUUAAUUAACACUGCUAAAAGAGUGGAAUGUACGAAUGAAAUAUUUUGCAAAUCAAAAGAAUUCAACGGACAGGAACAAGGCUAAGAGGAAAAUCAGGAUUGCAGAUAUCAACACAGAUCAGGCUUGGUUUCGUUGCGGGUUAUAAAUGGGAAAUCGCAACUGAGUUACAAGCACCAGAUCUUCUACAACACUGAGGAACGGCGACAGGAUUCGGCACCACCACAAUCAGUGAACUCGGUGGCGGCGGACACAGGCGACGUCUCUGAGCAGAACAGGUUUGAGCGAGCCGGAUUGUGUUGAGACGCGGUUAGGAGAAGCUUCUUCGCCAUUACCGCGUCAUCCCAAAGCAGCAGUGAUACUGAAGAUGAGCUGUUGACUUCGGAGGCCUGAUCGGAACUCGCAGUCUUCAUCUCCUUCUACUUCAGUUUCUCGUUGGCAGUCCAUACUUCGGGUAGGCUAGAAGGGCAUAGCCCAAAGACCAAAAAGAAGAAAAACGGAACCCAUUCUGAUUCUUCGUUUGGAAGAUGUAAUUACUAAAUUACCCUUCAUUGAUAGCAGAUAAGUAGCUAGCUACUUGGAUACGGCUUUUUACUUGUUGGGGGAAGAAGAAGAAGCAGAAGCUUCUGAGUUCUAACAAUGGCUUCCUCGGUUACCUCUUCUAUUCAGAUCAGCAAUUUGAAGACAGUCUUUUUGGGUGAGAGAAAUAAGGUCAGAGUUUCAACUCUUCCUGCUGCAAAUGUUGGUUUCCGUAGAAUGACUAUAGAAUGUAAGGAGUCACGAAUUGGAAAGCAACCAAUUGAAGUGCCAUCCAAUGUUAAAAUCAAAUUAGAAGGGCAGGAUAUACAGGUAAAAGGUCCCCUGGGAGAACUUGGAUUAACUUAUCCUCGUGAAGUGAUUGUUGAGAGACAGGAGUCAGGGGCCCUAAGGGUUAGAAAGGCGGUCGAAACUAGAAGGGCUAAUCAAAUGCAUGGGCUUUUUAGGACGCUUACAGACAACUUGGUCGUUGGAGUAUCUAAAGGUUUUGAAAAGAAACUUCAACUGGUCGGUGUUGGAUACCGUGCCAUGGUAGAAGGAAAAGAGAUAGUGCUGAAUCUUGGAUUCUCUCACCCUGUUAAGAUGACAAUUCCUGAUGGCCUGAAAGUGAAAGUAGAAGAAAACACCAGAAUCACCAUCAGCGGAUAUGACAAGUCUGAUAUUGGCCAGUUUGCUGCUUCAAUUCGUAGAUGGAGACCCCCGGAACCAUACAAAGGUAAGGGUAUCAAAUAUGCUGAUGAAAUUAUAAGGAGAAAAGAAGGAAAAGCAGGGAAGAAGAAGUAACUGUGGCUUCAGUUUUCAUUUUUCAUUUACUUCAUGUUGAUUUUCUCAUUUGUUAGUUAGUAAUGAAAAAUACUAAAGUUCCAAGCCAAAGAAAUUCAUAUUGAUUAUCGUAAGCUAGAAUCACAUCUUCUCUACUUAUGGUCUUUUAAUCGUGGCCAAAUUUAUUAUAAUGUCAAUGUAAUUAGUUUGGUUAGGAAAAGAAAACUAUGAUACAA
Messenger RNA from Arachis duranensis, 1600 nucleotides. RefSeq names its product 50S ribosomal protein L6, chloroplastic. NCBI's taxonomy places the organism in Eukaryota, Viridiplantae, Streptophyta, Magnoliopsida, Fabales, Fabaceae. Gene Ontology annotation, cellular component: ribosome. The transcript is spliced from 3 exons. Gene Ontology annotation, molecular function: rRNA binding; structural constituent of ribosome. The coding region runs from base 705 to 1385 and encodes 226 amino acids. Gene Ontology annotation, biological process: translation. The record is from RefSeq and is a predicted model, not a curated record.